Messenger RNA from Cajanus cajan (pigeon pea), 3269 nucleotides. The record is from RefSeq and is a predicted model, not a curated record. NCBI's taxonomy places the organism in Eukaryota, Viridiplantae, Streptophyta, Magnoliopsida, Fabales, Fabaceae.
GAAGAGUGAAAAGGAUGCACGUUAGCUGAGGCUGAGGCUGAGCCUGAGAGAGCAAAGUAACAACAACACAGGACACCCCAACCUGACAUCUGUUUUUGUAAGUAAAAUCUUAUUGUAUUGGCCUCGCCGAGUCGAGUUAAAACUCACCCACCCUAACUCGUUCUUCCCCUCUCUCUCUCUUUCUCUUUUGGUUGUAUCUGUGAGCUACCCUCGCCUCGCACAUCCCUAUCUCAUCUAUUCACUCGCUUCCUUCUGCCACCCCUUUCGCCAUUCACAUCCUCUUCGAAUUGUGUGUGAUGUACAUGCCAACACCUUCCAUAGUUGAAUGAUGGCUGUUGAGACUUCCGAUAAACCUAAUGUACCACGUGAUUUUGAUGAUGAUGAGGAUGGGAUAAUUUUCAAAAGAUACACAUCUAAGAAAAAUCAGUUGCAUUCAGAAGCAAGGAGGUCAAGUUGUCACAGUCAUGAUGGACAGAAUUCUAAUGCACCUUCUUCGAAUGGCCAAACUUCUAGCGUGCAGAAAGGUAAUACUGUCCUAUGUGCUAAGCCAUCGUCCAUGAAACCUUCUCUAGGUAUCUCAAAAGCUUCAAAUUCUCUUGUCAACUCCUCCUCUGUGAAGCUGCCUGUAGCAAAUUCAAAAUCACCUUCAUUGGGAGAAAAAACAAAGCCUCUUUUGGAACAGAAAAUGCCCAUUGACGUUAAGGAGGAACCAAAAUCUAUCGAACAUUCUGCUAAAGUUGAUUUUGAAGAUUCAGAAGAUGAUGAGGAUAAUAAGCCGUUGAGUUUUAGGUUGAUAAACUCUAACCAUGAUAAGAAAGCAACCCCUGCUGUUGUCAAGAAAUCUUCUGAAGACUCUGAUGAUGAUGAUGUCCCUUUGGCAAAAAAGAUACUCCGUAAUUCCAUUUUGGGAACAACUAGCAGUAACCACGAUGACUCUGAUCAGAAAAAGCCUAUCAUGAAAAUUCAGAAAGAUCGGCAAAAUGGUUCUGGCACGAGUAAUAAACAGGAUAAGCCAUCUUCAUUGCCAGCUAAGAGACCAUUAGAUAAUAGUAAUUCCUUGCACCCCUCUGUUAAGAAGCCAAAGGUCUCAGAUCCAGCUGCAUCUAUAAAAAAAAAGCCAAUCCCUGUGAAACAUGAGCUGAAGGCAGAGGAGGAUGAUGAUGAUGACAUUCCUAUUUCCCAGAGAUUAAAGAAAUCAUCCAUGUCGGGUGAUAAAUCAUCUUCCACUAAGAAGGUGUUGUCAAAGGUCAAUAAAGUUAACAAGUCUGGCUCAAAACCUUUUAAGAAACAGGCCAAGAAGACGUUUAAAAAAGCAGGCAAAGAUUCAGAAUACUCCAAAUCUACUAAACUUCUUCCUAGCUCUGGUGAUGGGCAGAAAAAAUGGACUACUUUGGUUCACAAUGGUGUCAUUUUUCCUCCUCCAUACCAGCCACAUGGGGUAAAGAUGCUCUUCAAGGGGAGACCAGUUGAUUUGACUCCUGAGCAAGAGGAGGUUGCUACAAUGUAUGCAGUCAUGCGAGAUACAGAGUACAUGCAGAAAGAUAGGUUCAAGGAAAAUUUCUGGAAUGACUGGCGGAAGUUGCUUGGAAGAAAUCAUAUAAUCCAGAACUUGAAAGAUUGUGAUUUUACUCCAAUCUAUGAUUGGUACCAAAGUGAGAAGGAAAAGAAGAAACAAAUGACUACAGAAGAGAAGAAGACUUUAAAGGAAGAGAAAAUGAAACAAGAGGAGAAAUACAUGUGGGCUAUUGUUGAUGGUGUUAAAGAAAAGGUUGGGAAUUUUAGGGUUGAACCACCAGGAUUGUUCCGAGGCAGAGGAGAGCACCCCAAGAUGGGAAAAUUGAAAAAACGCAUUCAUCCAAGUGAUAUCACAAUUAAUAUUGGAAAGGAUGCCCCAAUUCCUGAAUGUCCUAUUCCUGGUGAAAGGUGGAAGGAGAUAAGACAUGACAAUACAGUUACAUGGUUAGCCUUUUGGAAUGACCCUAUCAAUCCAAAGUUAUUCAAGUAUGUGUUUUUGGCUGCUAGUAGUUCCUUGAAGGGGCAAAGUGACAAGGAAAAGUAUGAGAAAGCCAGGAUGUUAAAGGAUUAUAUUGCGAAUAUUAGGUCUGCAUACACAAAAAAUUUUACCAGUAAAGAUAUUACGAAGCAGCAAAUUGCUGUUGCUACUUAUCUUAUUGAUAAACUAGCUCUGAGGGCUGGCAAUGAGAAGGAUGAUGAUGAAGCUGAUACUGUUGGUUGCUGCACAUUAAAAGUAGAGAAUGUGACAAGAGAACCCCCCAACAAACUGAAGUUUAACUUCCUUGGUAAAGAUUCUAUCAGGUAUGAAAAUACAGUUGAGGUUGAGCUUCCUGUAUAUAAUGCAAUUUUUAAGUUCCAGAAAGAUAAAGGCCCUGGUGAUGAUCUUUUUGAUAUGUUGGAUACAAGUAAAUUAAAUGCUCAUCUGAAGGAACUCAUGCCUGGUUUAACAGCAAAAGUCUUCCGUACAUUCAAUGCAUCAAUCACAUUGGAUGAUAUGUUGAAUAAGGAAACUAAAGAUGGAGAUGUUGGGGAAAAAAUUGUUGUUUAUCAGCAUGCAAAUAAACAGGUUGCUAUCAUUUGUAAUCAUCAACGUAGUGUUUCAAAAUCUCAUGGUGCACAAAUGUCAAAGUUAAAUGAAAAAAUUGAUGAACUUCAGGCUGUUUUGAAGGAGCUGAAAACGGAUUUAGACAGGGCAAGGAAAGGAAAGCCCCCUUCAAAGAGUUCAGAUGGAAAGAGAAAAAAGAGCUUAACUCCUGAAGCGCUAGAGAAAAAGAUAUCUCAAACCAAUGCAAAAAUUGACAAAAUGCAACGUGAUAUGAAGACAAAAGAAGAUCUGAAAACUGUGGCAUUAGGCACAUCCAAGAUAAACUACCUUGACCCCAGGAUUACGGUUGCCUGGUGCAAGCGGCACGAGGUUCCUAUUGAAAAGAUUUUCAACAAAUCUCUUCUGGCGAAAUUCUGUUGGGCAAUGGAUGUAGAUCCCGAUUUCAGAUUCUGAGAUACAUAGAAUGGAGCCAUGUUGAUGAUGAGGAGAAACAUUUCUUUUUUACUUAUUUCUUUUUUAUAAAAUUAUUUUUUUCUGUUGUCAAUUUUAGCGGAAAUUGAUGUUGUAAGUCCAUCUAAUCUAAUUAUGGGGUGAGUUGCCCCUUCUUCAUUGACAAGUUUUUAUACUUGAACUGUUAACCAUUCAUAGUCAUGAUUUUAAUGUGAUAAACAUGCCAAAUGUGAAAAAUGAGUUAAAGUUUCAGUCUUAA